AGAAAAUAAAAAACUAGGGACCUGACAGGCAGCGCUACAAUUUAGUGCGGCGACGACGGUGGACCACAAAGAAACUCCCCGAGUUCCGACCGGCCACUUUUUCAAUCUUCCAUCUUCAAUUCUGUAUUUCUCUCUUCUCCAACUCAUUGUGAUGCUUUCUGAGUUCUGAUUUUUCAUUUGGUGAUAAUCAAAAUUUCUAUCAACUACAUACUGCAAUUGUUUAUAUUUGAUUUUCUUCACGAUUGAGGUCUAAUUUGCUCCACGAUGGAACACUUCUUGGGUCUUCUCCGAAUUCGGGUGCUGCGCGGUUCUAAUCUGGCUGUUCGUGAUACUCGUAGCAGUGAUCCUUUUGUCGUCGUCACUAUGGGCGAUACGAGUUUGAAGACCCGUGUGGUGAAAAAUAAUUGCAAUCCUGAAUGGAAUGAUGAACUGACUCUUUCUAUUGCAGAUCUUAGGACUCCAAUCGGUUUAUCAGUGUAUGACAAAGACACAGUAACAGACCAUGACAAAAUGGGAGAUGCCGUAAUUGACAUCGAACCAUACAUCGAAUGUCUGAAGAUGGGACUGGAAAGCCUCCCAGAGGGGUGUGUGGUUAAGAGGGUAUAUCCAAGCAGAACAAACGACUUAGCUGAUGAGAGCCAAUGUGUUUGGAACAAAGGGAAAAUUAUACAGAACAUGCACCUUAGGUUGAAGAAUGUAGAGUGUGGUGAGGUGGAGAUUCAGCUCGAAUGGAUUGAUGUUCCGGGAUCUAAGGGUCUGCCGAAAGAGGGUAUGAGCCACUUCUAAGUUCCUAAAUUGAUGCACUACUAGGUACACUAUGUAAUAAGUUUCCCAGUUUCAUGGCUUGUAGAUGUUAGCAAAAGGAAAUAAGGGAAUUUGCCUUGUUGACCUGAAACUGGACCUAGAAUUCUGGUUCUGUAGAAUGAAUAUAUAUAUACCUGAAUUCUCUUUAUUCUGCUUCUGCAAAGUGACAACUUCAUCCUGUAAUCACAUAUAUAUUAACUA
Molecule: messenger RNA, 1005 nt
Organism: Cucurbita pepo subsp. pepo (vegetable marrow)
Lineage: Eukaryota; Viridiplantae; Streptophyta; Magnoliopsida; Cucurbitales; Cucurbitaceae
Source: RefSeq, a predicted model, not a curated record